Panicum virgatum (switchgrass) is the source of this 1370-nucleotide messenger RNA. Its product is annotated as F-box protein SNE-like. Gene Ontology annotation, molecular function: protein binding. The transcript has a single exon. Gene Ontology annotation, cellular component: SCF ubiquitin ligase complex. The coding region runs from base 467 to 1033 and encodes 188 amino acids. The record is from RefSeq and is a predicted model, not a curated record. Lineage: Eukaryota; Viridiplantae; Streptophyta; Magnoliopsida; Poales; Poaceae. Gene Ontology annotation, biological process: regulation of gibberellic acid mediated signaling pathway; gibberellic acid mediated signaling pathway.
CGCCUACGUAACGCAACGUACGUCGCGCAUCUCCACGCCGCUUGGCCCGUCCCGCUUGGCGCCGUCCCGCCCCUUCGGAUCCUUCCUCCUUCCGCUUUGCGAGCGACUGGCACGGGCGAUUAAUUAGCGCAGGCAGGCGAGACGGGACGACGGACUCGCCAGCCGCCACCCAGAGCUAGCUUCUUCCACGGCGACUCCUGCCAUUGGAACCCCCGGUAGCUGCUUGCUUUAUUUAAUCGCCUUUUCGAACGCCCCCACGCGCGCGUACGCUAGAGUGGAAACCGGAGUCAAAAACCCCCAGCCGCCUCCCUAUAUAUACGCUCUCGGCGCCCGCUGUCUCUCUCGCUCGCCUCCCACCAGCAGCAGCUAGCGUUCCUUCUCCUCGGUCGGUCGGUCGGUCGGUCAGUCGCCUGCUGCUGCGGCCUCAACGUGCCGACGAGACGCGGGCGCCUGAGCUGACGGGCGGAUGGGAGCUGCUGCGCCGCCCGCGCCGCGGCGGCCGGGCGGGGCGGCGGAGGUGACGGAGCUGGAGCUGCGCAUCCAGCUGCUGGGCGGCGGCGGCGGCUACAACAUCAACGACAACGCGGACCUGCUGGCGGAGAUCCUGGCGCGCCUGGACGGGCGCUCGCUGGCGGCGGCCGCCUGCGUGUGCCGUCUGUGGGCCGCCGUGGCGCGCCGCGACGCCGUCUGGGAGGCGCUCUGCCUCCGCCACGUCGUCGGCCCGGCGCCGCCGGCCGGCCCCGCCACGCGCGCCGUCGUCGCCGCGCUCGGCGGGUACCGCCGCCUCUACCGCCUGUGCCUGGGCCCGGCGCUGGACCGGCUCGGCCGCGCGGGGGGCGGCGCGCUGGCGCAGGCCCAGGCGGCGCGCGCGCACCACCUGUCGCUCUCCCUCUCGCUCUCGCUCUUCUCCAUCGACUGCUACGAGCGCCUCGGAGUCGGCGGCGGGGGCGCCGGCGCGGCCGCCGGGAGGCAGCAGCAGCAGCCGCCGCCGUCGUCGCUGCUGUUCCUCUGCAAGCCCGUCGACGUGUCGUGACGGCAUUCAGCGCCGGGCGGGCACGAGCGGGGCGGGCGGCCACCGCUGUCGCUCGCCAAAUUAAAGCCAUCCCGGGCGUCGCGUCGCGUCCUCGGCCUACGCUGCCUAAGCCACCCUUCCUCCACGUCCGAGCGUCCGACGGGCGCCGCCGCCUGACACGAUUAUAUUAAUUAUUAGUUUGAUUAUUAUUGUUAGCACUGACGAUUAUUGAACGAAGAAUAAGCAAGCAAGCAAGCCAAGAGCUGUUGAGUGAAUCCCAAGCUGUAGUACUCCACUCCACCGGAGGGGCAUGUUAAAUUAAAUUCCGCCAUGGAAAUAAUGAUCCUUUCUUUGCUGA